Gastrolobium bilobum is the source of this 583-nucleotide messenger RNA. Its product is annotated as metallothionein-like protein 2. The record is from RefSeq and is a predicted model, not a curated record. The coding region runs from base 105 to 344 and encodes 79 amino acids. NCBI's taxonomy places the organism in Eukaryota, Viridiplantae, Streptophyta, Magnoliopsida, Fabales, Fabaceae. Gene Ontology annotation, molecular function: metal ion binding. The transcript is spliced from 2 exons.
GGCUUCUCCUUCAAACUCGUUCUGGUGAGUGCAAUCAUCGUUGUGACUCGUUCUUCGCUUACUUGUUAUCAUUAUCUUUCGUGUGUCGAUUUUCUCAUCUGAAAAUGUCUUGCUGCGGUGGUAACUGUGGGUGCGGAAGUGGCUGCAAGUGCGGCAACGGAUGUGGAGGAUGCAAGAUGUACCCAGACUUGAGCUACACCGAGCAAACAACCACUGAGACCCUGGUUAUGGGAGUGGCACCUGUUAAGGCACAAUUCGAGGGUGCUGAAAUGGGUGUUGGAGCUGAGAACGGUGGUUGCAAGUGUGGAUCAAACUGCACCUGCGAUCCCUGCACCUGCAAAUGAGGUGGAGAGUGAAAAGCUUCAAGCAGAGAUGGUCCUUAACCAAUUAGCAGCAGGAAUAAUAACUAGUUAAUAUAUAUGUAUGUUUAUGUUGUCUGUUUUCGUGUACUCUGGUGUUUGGGAGUAUUAGAAUAAAGUGGCCAUGUCUUAUCCUUGAGCUAAUUCAAAUGUUCUGGAUUCGUGAUAUGGGUGUAUGUAGCCAUGGUUGCUUUGUUUUAUUUUAUUUUAUGUUUGUUUGGUUA